UUCAUUCAAUUUACACCCAAAACUGAAGACUAGAAAGGAGGGGACAAUGAGCUCCUCGUCUUCCUCGCUGUGGUUUCUCGGCCGUCCCUUGUUGGCGGCGGCUUGUCUUUGUUCUCUUACCAUUUUAUUGCUGCCGGGACCGGUUCUGUCGGCGUGUAAGAACCCGCCGGUCAUUUUCAAUUUUGGGGAUUCCAACUCCGACACCGGAGGACUCGUCGCCGGACUCGGUAUCCCCGUCGUUCUUCCCAAUGGACGGACUUUCUUCGGGAAAUCAACUGGCCGCCUCUCCGACGGCCGCCUCGUUAUCGACUUUCUCUGCCAAAGUGUGAACACAAGUUUUCUACGCCCAUACCUUGACUCUAUGGGGUCUACUUUUGUUAAUGGAGCAAAUUUUGCCGUUGCGGGGUCCACUACAUUGCCUAGAUAUUUACCAUUUGCAUUGAAUAUUCAAAUCUUACAGUUCCUUCAUUUCAAGGCUCGGUCCACUGAACUUGUUGCUGCUGGAAAUGGGCAUCUGAUUGGCAAUGAAGGAUUCCGCAGUGCUAUUUAUAUGAUAGACAUUGGACAGAAUGACCUCGCAGAUUCAUUUGCCAAGAAUAUGUCUUAUAUGCAAGUUGUAAAGAAAAUCCCUUCCAUUAUUGAGGAGAUCAAGAUGGCAAUUGAGACCAUAUACUCUGAAGGUGGCAGGAAAUUUUGGGUGCACAACACUGGUCCAUUGGGAUGUCUUCCUCAAAAACUUUCCCUAAUUGAGAGAGGCACGGGCAAUAAUGUUGAUCAGCACGGCUGCAUUUCGAGUUAUAACUCUGCAGCACGACUAUUCAACGAGGGACUGAACCAAUUAUGUGAGAAGUUAAGAUCUGAGAUGAAGGAUGCUACCAUCGUCUAUGUUGAUAUAUAUGCCAUCAAGUAUGAUCUCAUAGCCAACUCUAACAAAUAUGGUUUUUCGAGUCCAUUAAUGGCAUGCUGUGGCAAUGGAGGGCCUCCAUACAAUUACAACAUAAAGGCAGCUUGUGGGCACCCAGGGUCUGGAGCUUGUGAUGAAGGAUCAAGGUUCAUAAGUUGGGAUGGAGUUCAUUAUACCGAAGCAGCUAACAACAUUAUAUCCUCAAACAUACUUUCGACACAAUACUCUACUCCCAGGAUUAGCUUCGACUUCUUUUGUCACUGAUGCUCCCAUGUAAACUGCUUGUUGGAUUCUCAUCACAAAAUAAAUGUCAUAUUUUAUUAUAAAUUGCAAAA
Molecule: messenger RNA, 1239 nt
Organism: Ipomoea triloba (trilobed morning glory)
Lineage: Eukaryota; Viridiplantae; Streptophyta; Magnoliopsida; Solanales; Convolvulaceae
Product: GDSL esterase/lipase At1g09390
Exons: 5
Coding region: 47-1168 (373 amino acids)
Molecular function (GO): hydrolase activity, acting on ester bonds
Source: RefSeq, a predicted model, not a curated record